This is a messenger RNA of Epinephelus moara (kelp grouper), 3131 nucleotides long. Its product is annotated as amine sulfotransferase-like. Gene Ontology annotation, cellular component: cytoplasm. The coding region runs from base 528 to 1382 and encodes 284 amino acids. The transcript has 6 exons. The record is from RefSeq and is a predicted model, not a curated record. Gene Ontology annotation, molecular function: sulfotransferase activity. NCBI's taxonomy places the organism in Eukaryota, Metazoa, Chordata, Actinopteri, Perciformes, Serranidae. Gene Ontology annotation, biological process: sulfation.
CAUGGGGGGGAUUUACCUUGCAGCCGCUCAGAUGUCCCACGAUCUCAAAUAAUCUCCCUGUGGUGUCUAAGCACCAAAGACUUUGUUAAAAUCGUAUCUGCACAAUCAUCUGUUAAAAUGUACACCUAUAUUUCGCAUUAAAUUUAAAUUCCUUACUCCUGUCGCUCCUGAUUGAAAUGCACACAUCUGUAGUUGUAACCACUUAAAAUGUGAAUAAUUUGAAGUUUUACAAAAAAUGUUUUGCAUUAUGAAUGAACCAUGCUCAGUAAUUUCACAGAUUAAUAGACAGACUCAAGGGUUUUUAAACAUAAAAACAUCAGCACUUUGUUGUAUUUCCAAGUUUCUGUUGGUGGAAGUCUGUACCCAGCUGGCAGUGUUUCAGAUAUAGGCUUGUACAUAAAAGAGCCAGCAGUCAAUAACAUAUUAAACACAUCGAAGUCCAGAGUCCAGCUACUGUUCCUGUGAGCUGAGAGGUUUUCUCUGCUCUCUAACAUUUCUCUCAUUGUUCUGUGUGAUUCAGAAGAAAUAUGGAACAGAUCUCUGAUUUUCUCUUCAGGUAUAAAAACUACAACUUUGUCGUUAACUUCACAACUCCAGAGCACAUAGAUUCUCUUCAAAGUUUUGAAAUUCGAGAUAGUGAUGUAUUCCUCGUCACUUAUCCGAAGUCAGGUACUAUAUGGACUCAACAGAUCAUCAUCUCCAUCCUUGAGUUGGAUGGGGGUCUGAAAAAAUAUCCAAACAACAUGGAGCAAAUGCCAUGGCUGGAGCAAAAAGAGGAGGGUCAAGAAGAUUACGCUCUGCGACCUUCUCCAAGGCUCUUUUCCUCUCACCUCACCCCAUCUCUCAUGCCUCCAGGACUGAAGGACAAGAAGGCAAAGAUUAUCUACGUGAUGCGGAAUCCAAAGGACAACAUUGUCUCCUAUUAUCACUUCAGUUACAACUGUAGCCACCUGGAGACUCCCAAGAGCUUUGAGGACUUCCUUGAGCAGUAUCUGGCAGGCAACGUCCUUGCAUCAUCCUGGUUUGACCACAUCAGGGUGUGGCAUUCAAUGAAAGACCAGUACAACAUCCUCUUCGUGACCUAUGAGGACAUGAUUUUGGACCUGAAGGCAGCAGUAACUAAGAUCUGCACUUUCCUUGGGAAAAACCUGAGUGAAGCAGCCAUUGAGGAAGUUGUAGAAAAAGCUACGUUUAACAACAUGAAGAAAAACUCAAAAGCCAACUAUGAGUUUGUGCCAAAAGAUAAGAUGAAGAAAGACUUCAUGCGCAAAGGUAAGAUCGGUGACUGGAAGAACACCUUUACUGCUGCUCAGAGUCAAAGAGUUGAUCAAGUUUUUCAGGAGAGACUCGGUGAUAUGUCUCUGAAGUUCAUCUGGGAAUAAGCAGAGCAGCCACACAAACCUCAAGAUGUUUACAUCUGUUUAAGCCUGAGAAUCCCCAAAAAUCAUUGACACUGUGUGUCUUAUGCUUACAAUAUGUGCAGGAGCUAACUAUAACUGUUGAUAUGCAUCACAAUAAGGCUUUAUAACCCAUGUUUGGAGAAAAACAUGAAGACACAUGAGCAGAAAUCACUAAUAAAUGUAGUUGGCCAAUUUGUUGUCUUUAUUGAAGUCAACAGGAGUUAAAUUGUGUUUCUUUAUGUAUGGUGAAGGCUUGUUUGGUCACUGAAUCUGACUUUACACUUCAAUUCUCUUUGUCUAAAAUGAGAGUAAAGAAAACAUUUUUUAUCAGUAAACAAAACAGAAUUAAUAUAGAGACUUUUUUAGGAAACAGGUUCUCUGAGUUAUCAGAUAACUGCUGUGUUCCAGAUUGGAUGUGAAUCAGGGAUUUAUUCAACUAAAAUAUACUGAUAACAGAGCAGACCUGCUUCAUACAGAUCCCUAAAUUUAUAUUUAGACACGAAUAAUAAUUUAGGGAUUCAGGAUGUUUUACUUUAAAAACAUUUGAUGCUGAAGACAUUUAAGCCCCAUUUUCAACCCUACCGAGAUGCACCUGAUCGUUGGACUGUUUAGCAUUUCCACCACAGACAAAACUCUUAAAUGCAGACAGGAUGUUGUCACUGUUGUCACUGCUCCAUCCAGCUCUGGCUGUGUUCCCUUUUCACCAGUGAUACACAGGAAUGUCUGCACCGCGUUCAUGGUCCAUGCAAUGGGUUUGCACACGACAUUGUAAGAAUGAAAAACAACAGGCUGGAGUGAGAGUUGAGUCUUGAUGUGAUAUUCAAAAAUAGCAUGUUUAUGCAUCAAGUCAUGACCACAGAACACAUCACAUAAUAUCCUCAGAUUCAGAUCUUAAUUAGCAGCACACUGAUUUUAGCAACAGGACAGACUGAUACCACAGCCUGUUGUGUCUAAAUGGAGGGACUCUGAAUCGCCUGUUGGAGGGCAGAAGUUGGUAUUCUCUGUUUAGAAGGUUGAGGGGCGUCAGCACAAAUGCUGUUAGCAAGUCUGAGCAUGCACUUUGUGUGGGCAGCCCGAAAGAAGUGUGACACAGGUUGGCCAGUAAUCUUAGCGUAAAUUUGGAGUUGAUUGUAUAAUUAAGGGCGGCACGGUGAUGUAGUGGUUAGCACUGUCGCCUCACAGCAAGAGGGUUCCUGGUUCGAUCGCCCCUUCUGUGCGGAGUUUGCAUGUUCUCCCCAUGUCAGCAUGGGUUUUCUCUGGGUACUCUGGCUUUCUCCCACAGGCCAAAGACAUGCAGGUUGGGGAUAGGUUAACUGAUUAUUGUGAUGGAAAAUUCUGGUAUUUAAGCAUAUUCAACCAAUAAUGUGUUGUAUAAGGUUACUUGUCUUGAUGAAACUGAACUUCUAACCUAAUGAUAUGUGUUGCUCAUUUAACUCCUGUUGUGACAGCAGUGAGAGAUACAGCAGAGGCCUAAUGUAAGCAGGUCAAAGGUGAGGCUCCCAGAGAGGCUCCAACAACCAAGUGUCCUUGUUAGUCUCAAGAGAUAUUGUGUCUUAGGAAUGUCAAACCAACCUAUCCACUGCAGGCGCCACAUAUUUUGACUGUUGAUGUACAUGUGUUAUGGGAACUAUAAAGAUAGCAGGGCUAGAGGACUUGCUAGGUACUCACUGACUGACUAUUCAUGUGGUUGUAUGUGUUUAUGUCUCCAUUCAUCAAUGCUUAUUAAAACUC